Molecule: messenger RNA, 1376 nt
Organism: Eurytemora carolleeae
Lineage: Eukaryota; Metazoa; Arthropoda; Copepoda; Calanoida; Temoridae
Exons: 7
Coding region: 10-486 (158 amino acids)
Source: RefSeq, a predicted model, not a curated record
UAUAGAAAAAUGUCUACUUGCUGUUGCUGUUUUCCUCUAAAAGUUGGUGUCUGGAUAAUUGCUAUUAUUGAGUUGAUAGUUGUGGUUCUGAAACUAGCUGCCACAUCCUGGAUUCAUUAUGCUAUUGUUAAAAACAAUGAACAGUAUCUGAUAACGGAUGAACUCCUGGGAUAUUUCAUCCUGGAGUAUGUCAUUUGGAUCUCAGGAGUACUUUGUGUACUCCUACUCAUUAUUGGUCUAAUAACUGAGACUGCUGGGUAUAUGGUACCAUCUCUAAUCUGGGGAAUAAUUGGUAUUCUACUCAAUGCUGCUUCUAUGAUUUGGCAGGUUGUGGAAGCAGUGGACUCAGAGAAACCAGGAUUUACUAUUGGAGGCAUCGUUAUAGGAUAUCUGAUCGGUUUCCUGAUCGGUUUGUACUUUCUCUCUGUAAAGUACAGGAGAUACAAAGAGUUAAAGGAAGAGGAUGGAAUCCGACCAAUGAAUUAGAAAAUUAAAAGUUAAAAAUUCUAUUUCAGUAAUAUAUACUUUUCAAUUCAUAUCGGAUUUAAAGAGACUGUAAGCGUAAUUUCAAGUAACCCUCCUGUCAAAGAUGCCAAUACCCGAUUCACAACAGUACCCAUGAAACCAUAAUCUGAUUUUAAAAAGUUGACUCAAUGAGCAUUUAAUUUAAGAUAAUUUAUCUAUUGAUUCUUAUAAAAAGGAAAUGCACAAGUCAAUUUCGCAAGAAACUUGCAAAGUAAAAUCAACAGUUUAAAUUAAAAAAUCAAAAACAUUUUUAUCCGAUUCAUACAUGAUAUGAGAGACAUUGCUUUCACAUGAAAUUAUGCUUACUGUCCCUUUAAAUGUAAAAUUUUUUCUUUUUGUUUGAAAUCUCAAAAUAUCCUUAAAAGUAUAUUUAGUGGUUUUGAAUCAUCUUUUUCAAUGACAGCCCAUGCAUAUCAAUAUUGAAAUAUGUCUUUAAUUUAAAUAUCAACAGAUUUGCAAACGUUAUGAGAUGUAUGUUUUGCCUUACAAAUAAAAAAUAAGUAUUUAAGUAUGUACCGUUGUAAGCAAUAUAUAUCAGUAAAAUUCGUUUAAUGAUAGUGAUUAAAUACAAAGGCAAACAUGUAAUAUCUAAUUAUAGUUUAUGGUUCUUUAUAUAUACAUAUAUAUGGUCACCACUGUAUCAAAAUCUUUUUGUGCCCGUUUAGUUCCAAUGUGCCAUAAAUACUCAAUAUAUUUUAAAAUUUGAUUAAAUGAAAAAAAUUAAAUAGUAAAGUGGUGACAAGAUAGAUAUUUGCAAAUAAAAUUCGAAAAUAUUUAUUUAUUUUUUGUUGUUUUGCUAAAAUUAACAGACUCUUAUUGUGCCAAUUUAUUUUAUACUCAAUAUUGUGAUU